CUUUGUCUACCCUCCCUUCCAACGUUCUCUCAAACCAUCUUCGUUCAACUUUCAUGGAGCUUCUAAGAUUUCCCAUUCUCAUACUUGUAACAUCAAUCGAAGCAUCCUGCAUUUUACAAAAACGGAAACCCAUUAUCCAAUAUUUCCUCUUCCUCUCUUGUUUCAUCCUCAUCAGCUGUCUCAUCCUCAAACACUUGCUCUCAAAAGCUCCGCCAGUUUAUCUGGUUGACUUUUCUUGUCUCAAGCCGCCAAGCUUCUGCAGAGUCCCCUUCUCAUCCUUCAUUGAAAACACAUCCAUGAUGGAAUCCUACGACGCCGACAGCAUCUCUUUCAUGGCUAAAAUCCUCACUUCUUCAGGGCUAAGUGAAGAAACGUGUUUACCACCUGCUUUACACUACAUUCCACCAAAAACCCAUCAACAAGAAUCUAUCAAAGAAGCCCAUAUGCUUCUCUUCCCCCUCAUGGAAGACCUUCUCUCCAAAACCAAACUCUCUCCUCUUGAUAUAGAUAUUCUUGUCGUAAACUGUAGUGGAUUUUGCCCCUCUCCUUCACUUUCUUCCAUUAUCAUAAACAAAUACUCCAUGAGAAGUGAUAUCAAGAGCUAUAACCUCUCCGGCAUGGGUUGCAGCGCCAGCCUUAUCGGCAUCCAUUUGGCUCAAACUCUUCUAAAAAUACACGCAAACUCCCACGCCGUUGUUCUCAGCACUGAAAUCUUGUCCGCCGGUUGGUAUUCAGGCAACGACCGGCCCAAGUUGCCCAUCAACUGCCUCUUCAGAAUGGGCAGUGCCGCUAUUUUGCUUUCCAACAGAAAACAAGCAAACAAGUCUUCAAAGUACAGACUUUUCUGUUCACUGAGGACCCAAAGCGCCUUUGAUGACAAGGCUUAUCUUUCAGCAUUUCGAGAGGAGGACUCCAAGGGAAACCUUGGUGUUACGCUCAAGCGAGAUUUGCUACAGGUCGCUGGAGAAACUCUCAGAUUGAACAUCACCGUUCUUGGCUCCUCAAUCUUCCCCUUCUCGAAGAAAGUUUGGCUUACAAUUUCAGUUUUGCGAAAAAAGUUCAUUGACAAAUCUAGUGAAGUCAACGUGCCAAAUUUCAAGAGUGUGAUUCACCAUUUUUGCUUGCCGACUUCAGGGAGACAAGUGAUAAGAGAGAUAGCGCAAGGGUUGAAGCUUGAAGACAGAGAGAUGGAGCCGGCAUUGAUGACGCUGCAGAGGUUUGGGAACCAGUCUUCUUCUUCCUUGUGGUACGAGUUAGCUUACUUGGAAGCCAAGGAAAGAGUGAAGAAGGGCGACAAGGUUUGGCUGCUAGGAAUGGGGAGUGGGCCCAAGUGCAACAGUGUCGUUUGGGAGUGUAUAAGGCCCAUUAUUGGAGAGUCCAAGAGAGGCCCAUGGGCCGAUUGCAUUGCUCGGUAUCCGAUCGUGGCCGUUGAUCAAGGGAUGUAGAUGAUUCAUGCACAACCUCGAAAUUGGCGUUUUCAUUUAAAGAGUUUGACCGUUGUUUGAAGUUUUCAAUUUCAUGGGGAGCAUCUAAGGAGUUGUUUGGACUUGUAUAAAUAAAUGAAUUCUGUCUACCACAUGCAAUGAAGCAGUGCCUUAUCUCCUGCUUAAAGAGUGUUCGAAGUCCGAGCUUUAAUUUUUUUAAAAGAAGUGUCGGAAAUUUGAGUUCUGGUGCAACCUGAAGGAAGAAACUGCAUUAAUGAAUUUAAUGGAGCGGUUGAGAGGUGAAAUGGAUUAGGAAUAAUCAGUUAAUUAGUAGGAUUAGAAAAUAAUUAGUGGGUUUGGAUU
This is a messenger RNA of Corylus avellana, 1787 nucleotides long. NCBI's taxonomy places the organism in Eukaryota, Viridiplantae, Streptophyta, Magnoliopsida, Fagales, Betulaceae. The record is from RefSeq and is a predicted model, not a curated record.